CUUUUGCUUUGACGUCAGGUGAAGCACACCCCACCAUCCUGGUCCAGAGCAGAAGUGCAUCUGCUGAGGUGCGCGCCGCUCUGCCUAUCCGGACACUGCAGUGGAGGUUACCGUGCCAUCUCUGCGGCUGCUCGUCCCCGACACCACGUCCCGCUGCGGACUUUCCGGGUACCAGUGAGGACAGGGCAGAACAAGGAAGCGCUAAAAAGCCAUGGCCGAGUCCAACCCACUACGGGGGUUCCCCCGUCUGCGCCGGGCCGCGACCUCAUUUCCAGGCAAUCUACAUUUGAUCCUGGUGCUCAACCCCAGCAGUUUGUUAAGCUCUGCGCCGAGUCCAUCAUCGAGCACCGACCUGGGCUUUCGCUUCAGUCAGGAUGACUUUCUGUUAAAGAUGCCGGUGGUGAUGCUGCGUUCUGUUGGCGACCUGCUGCGCUACAUUGAUGAAAAUCACUUGACAACAGACUUCACUGCAAAAGUGCAGUUCUGCCAAAGCGACUGGGUCGUCCUCCGAACAUCCAUCGAGACGUUUGCAGUGACAGUUAAAGAGAUUGCCCAGCUGCUCCAGAGCUUCGGAUCAGAGCUGUCAGACGCCGAACUUCCUGAUGAGGCUAACGCCAUCGAAUUCUUGCUGCACUCCCACACACACCGAUACCGACAGAUGAAGGAUGAUAUCAGGAAUGUGCUGAAAGAAGGACGCCUCCUGCUGUCAAACCUGGAAACUGUCAAAGCUUCUAAAAGAGAUGCAGAGGAGGAGAGGGAAAUACAAGCAGACAUGGACACUGUUAAGAGGCUCCUGGCACAGCUCGGAGACAUGGAGGAGGCAUUCGAUGGCUUCUUUGAGAAACACCACCUGAAGCUGCAGCAGUACCUCCAGCUGCUACACUAUGAAAGUAGUUUCCAGCAGAUGGAGGAGGUCCUGGAGCGGCUCUCUGCCCAGGAGAAGGAGAUUGCCUGUUUGGGGAACACAGUGGUUCAGACAGAACAGUUACUUAAAGACCUGGAUACACUGGACAAACGUGCUCAGGAGGAGAUGGCUCGUGCCCAGGUGUUGAUUCUACACGGUCACCAGUUGGCUGCAAACCACCACUACGCCCUGGCGCUCAUCAUCCAGCGCUGCAAUGAGCUGCGACAUUACUGUGAUGUCAUCACCAUCGCCAUACGCACCAAGAGGGCCUCGCUCACUCGAACACGAGACCUGCUGGGCUGCCUUGAGGAGGCCCUUCGCUGGUGCGACGAGGGCGCCUAUCUACUGGCCAGCCAGAUGGUGGACAAGUUCCAAACCAGAGAAGGAGCUCAGGAAGCAUUGCAGUACCUCAGCUGCCACCAGGAGAGGGCGCCAUCAGCCAUGAAAAACAGCCAGGAUACUCUCAGCUUUGAAUUUCAAGCCAUACUCACCCCGCAGCUACAGUCCCAGAUUUCCAUGGUGACAGAGAAGCUGAACUCAAUGCAGUGCAUGAUCAGAAACAGGGAGCAGUGUCUGAGGAAGCUGGCGGACGUGCAGGUCCGACCCAUACAGCUGGUGGCCCCUCGGCCAGAACCGGACCAGACUUUCCAGCGUUGCAAGUCACCCCUUUUCUCCCCCAAACAUGGUGUAGACUUUAAUGUUUUGAACUCCAAGUUCUCCUUUGAUCUGCUUCCCGGCAAGAGGGCUGCAAGGAGGAACAACAGCCAACCCAAGAUCGAGGUGAUGCAUGAUUACCAAGGCAACCGCAGCUGUCUAUAUGGACCCAACCCUGAAACUGAUUCAGAGGCAGAGGACAACCCAGAGCAGGUCACACGCCAUAUUAUGAAGGAACUGAUAGCUACAGAGAGGAUCUAUGUGGAUGAACUGCUCUCCGUCCUUCUGGGUUACAGGGCAGAAAUGGAGGACCCCUCUGUGGCUAAUCUUCUUCCUGUAGCUUUGCGCAGCCAGAAGGACGUUCUUUUCGGCAACAUGCCAGAGAUUUACCAGUUCCACAGCAGGAUCUUCCUCCAAGAUCUGCAGAGUUGCCUGGAGACACCAGAGAGCGUGGGGGCUUGCUUUCUGAAAAGGAAGGAAAAGUUCCAGGUGUACGAGCGUUACUGCCAAAACAAGCCUCGCUCCGAGUUGCUCUGGAGACAGUGUGCUGAUUCGCUGUUCUUUCAGGAGUGCCAGAAGAAGCUUGAUCACAAGUUAGGUCUGGACUCUUACCUCUUGAAACCAGUCCAACGCCUCACCAAGUACCAGCUGCUGCUCAAGGAGCUUUUAAAGCACUGCACAGAGGAGCGAUACCGCUGUGAACUCCAGGAGGCUCUGGACUCCAUGCUGGAGCUGUUGAAGUCUGUCAAUGACUCCAUGCAUCAAAUAGCCAUCACCGGAUAUCAGGGUGAUCUCAGCCAUCUGGGUCGUGUCGUGAUGCAAGGCAGCUUUAGCGUGUGGAUCAGCCAUAAAAGGGCAGCGGUGCGAAUGAAAGAGCUGGCCAGAUUCAAACCCAUGCAGAGGCACCUCUUCCUCUACGAGCACGCCCUGCUCUUCUGCAAGCGCAGAGACGAGGACAACCACGACAGGACGCCCUUCUACAGCUUCAAAUCGUGCCUCAGAAUGAGUGCAGUGGGAAUCACGGAAAAUGUGAAAGGAGAUGUGAAAAAAUUUGAAAUCUGGUAUAGCAGCAGAGAAGUGGUGUACAUAGUUCAGGCUCCCACGGUGGAGGUGAAAGUUGCCUGGCUGAUGGAGAUUCGAAAAAUUCUCAACAACCAGCAAAAACUACAAGAUGAAGCUUCUCUUCUGCUUUCAGACAACCCUCUCUCUGACAGUGCAUCAGAGAUGUGUGUGUCGUGGGGCAGCGUGCCGGUGGGAGGCUGCUCAGCGUGUCUCCCUGUUCCUCACAGCUCCUCUACAACAAGCCACUCCCACAUUCCCAGAGGGGAGGAGUCACUACACACUAGCCCCGCCCAUUCUGAUCCUGUGGUUCAUUCACCUCGACGCAGUUGGCCUGUGAAUGCUCACUCAGUGGCAAUCUGUGAGGGCCUGGAGGACUGGGGUGCUACAGACCUCUCCACUUUAUCAGACUCAGAGGAGGAGGAUGAGGACCAGCCUGCCCCACUGGUGGCGGGCAGGUACAGAGUGAUGGUAGAGAGCACCAUGGCCAGCUCUGAUGACAUCAUCUUUAACUGUGGUGAUGUCAUCCAGCUGCUGCAUGAGGAUUCAUCAGGAAUGUGGAUAGUGAAGAAUAUAAGUCGUGGUGAAGAAGGCCGCGUCCUACCCGAGGACUUGCAUAGGAUUCUGGGAGAGACGUGCUGAGAGCCAAUCAGGACAGAGGAUGAAUGAAGAACUGUGCCUGUUUGUUCCUCACACUUUGCCUGAAUAUCCUUCCAUGUGUACAGACACAUACAGACUUAUAUAUACCAUCAACUUCCUGAAAAAAUGGGCAUCUGAAUCUGCUUGUCAAUCAGAAUGAAGCACAACAUCAGCCACAGACUUUACUCCUCAAACUGCUGUGAGAGUUUCACCUCUGAAGACUGUGACCUCCAGAAAGAACCUCAGAAGACUUUAACAGUGGAAAGCACAUACAAGCCAUCCUUUGCUCUGCCUUCUCCGGCAGUAGUACAUCAGAUUAUUUUGGACUGAAGACUUUAAACAGGGGCUUUUAUUUAUAUGUUCAGAGUGGACUUUUGUUCUAGACGUCAAGCUGUAUAAUUUCUAUUUUCUUAUGAAACAUCAUGUCUACCAACAUAUCAUUACUGUUCUUGUGCCAAACAGCUAAGCUAACUGUCAUGCAGAAAUGCCCUGGUUACGUCGUUGCCGCCUCUUAGCAGCCAAAGUGAACACUGAAUGUCUGUCAGUUUUGUUUAUGUGAUAAAAAAAAGAAAACAAAAUAAGAAAAAAAAUGAAAAUAUGGCAUUUUAGUUUUCCAGGUUUCAGCUUUCAUACUAGCUCUAGACAAUUUGACACUCAGUGCUCAUAGUGUGGGAAAAAAUUACUGCAUACCCUUGUUUACAGUUAGCUUAAUUAAAAGGGACCGAUUAUGCUUUACUUUUCUGUCUCCUUAAAUAAUUACCUGUUACAGCAGUGCUACUCAUAUUAAGCAUGGCCAGAGUAAUCCCUGUAAGCUAAAAGAUAAGGCUUCAAAUAGCUCCAAAUGCUUGGUUUCAUACAGCUCCUUUUACUCUCGGCUCUUAAUGACAUCAGUGAGAAUGGGUUUGAUGUUUAUGAUGUGCAAAUGAGAAACGAGCUAGCUUAAAGGGAUGGGACAGGAAACUGCACUAUUAGUGUAAUUAGUGUGAGAUAAAUGAUUAUUCUGAACUUUGAAUCAUACCAAGCUGCUUAAGUAGAUUCCAAGAAUAAAACAUAUGGAGCUGGAAAUGAGAAUAAUCGGUCCCUUUAGUGACGUGUCAUAGCAGGAAAGGCAGACAAAACAUUGUUGAAAGUUAGUUUGGGAGUUUGAAGUUUUUAUAAACAAUCUGCCAAAAAUUUAGAAAACUAGAACAUUUGUAGUCGUUAUUAUUGACACAGUAUAUGACAAAGUGAAUCAAUUCAUCAUCUUGUGGUGCCACCCCAAACUGUGGAAGACCAAAUGCAAUACACAAAAUGUUGCCCCGGGUCAUAACAGGACACCAAAGGCCUCGACCUCAAAGUCCUUCUCCUGUAAUCUCUGAUCACAAUU
This is a messenger RNA of Haplochromis burtoni (Burton's mouthbrooder), 4622 nucleotides long. It is a transcript of the gene mcf2b, whose product is annotated as proto-oncogene DBL. Gene Ontology annotation, cellular component: cytoplasm. The transcript is spliced from 26 exons. Gene Ontology annotation, biological process: dendrite development. The record is from RefSeq and is a predicted model, not a curated record. Gene Ontology annotation, molecular function: guanyl-nucleotide exchange factor activity. Lineage: Eukaryota; Metazoa; Chordata; Actinopteri; Cichliformes; Cichlidae. The coding region runs from base 212 to 3259 and encodes 1015 amino acids.